Molecule: messenger RNA, 244 nt
Organism: Neomonachus schauinslandi (Hawaiian monk seal)
Lineage: Eukaryota; Metazoa; Chordata; Mammalia; Carnivora; Phocidae
Gene: SMIM43
Product: small integral membrane protein 43
Exons: 1
Coding region: 1-192 (63 amino acids)
Source: RefSeq, a predicted model, not a curated record
AUGGAGUGGGAGCUCAACUUUCUGCUCUACCUGGCGCUCUUCUUCUUCCUGCUCUUCUUACUUUUCCUCCUGCUCUUCGUGGUCAUCAAGCAGCUGAAGAACUCUGUGGCCAGCACGGCCGGGGCGCUCCAGCCCGGGCGUCUCUCCGUGCACCGGGAGCCUUGGGGUUUCUCCCGCGAGCAAGCGGUGUGACCCGUAAGGCGCGGGCACUAGCGGGAGGGCACGGAGCUGCGCGGGCGCCGGG